AUGCGUCCUGGUCAAGUUGUUGUUCUACCUCGAGGCGCGGCUCUAGCUUUGGCACGAUCAAAUAGUAUGCGCCGUCGACAAGCUAAAGAUCCGACAUCUACUCGCGAUAAACGAUUGUGUACGAAAGAAAAUUGUUUAACAUGCUGCAAGAAAUUCACCGCAUUUAUGUUUUCACGUGUUGGCUUAUUUCUUGUGAUGAUUGGUUAUGUUGCGCUGGGUGGCUUAUUAUUUCAGGCGUUGGAAGCUGGAAAUGAACAUGAUAUGCGUCGUAUUAUGCAUGAUGAACUGACUAUAACACUUGAAAAAUUAUGGAAAGGCAUUUUAGACGCUAAUCCACUUCCGGACAAAGAAAAACGACGAAAUUUUAGUAUUUAUGCAACAAAUGAACUUCAACUAUUUGAAAAUACAGUUACUCGACAAGUAGAAAAAGGUUUUGAUGGACGAACAACAAAUUCCGAACAUGAUUGGAAUUUUUUUGGUGCUGUUCUGUAUGCUGUUACACUUAUCUCAACUAUUGGUUACGGCCAUAUCACGACAAAAACGACGCAAGGCAAAAUAGCGACUGUUCUUUAUAGUGCAUUUGGCGUACCUUUGAUGAUGCUUUUCGUAGCAAACAUUGGUUCAACAAUGGCAAAGCUAUUUGCAUUUGUAUUCAGUCGUAUAACAAUGGUAUUUUGUUGUCGAAUGACUAAUAAAAAAAAACGAGCACUAGCAUUGAAAAAUCGACAAAAAUUAAUGGGAAAAAAUAAUCAUUCUGCCAUUGCGAUCGAUGAAAAAUUGCCAAUAUCAGCAAUAAACGCAAAAUCAAAUUUAAAACAAAUCAAAGAUGACAACGUCAAACAAAUGAAUUCUUCAAUGACGGAAUCAUUGCCGAAUUUCACAACAGAUAAUAAUUAUUCAAAUGAAUUACGACAAUUACCAGCCGAUAUGCGUUUAAAUAUUCUUACAGGAAUGCCGAAUAAAAGUAAAACGAAUUCGUUAACAUCAUCAACAAAUUCUAUUGGAGAAAAAUCCAAAGAUGCAAUUUUUCGCAUCAAUGAACUCAUACGACAAAAUUCUGUUCAAGAUAUAGAAGAUACAAAUGUUGACGAUGUACCUGAACGGCGACGAUCGAUUGACGUUAAUCCUAUUCAAUAUUAUAUUAAUGAAACAAACAAAUUAACAAGCAAUCUUGAUGAUCCGGCUCACGAUCAAUCAAUCGUAUCUAUAGAACAAGACGAAAAAAAUAUGAAACAAGUUGCCACAGUAGAAGAUGUGGUCAAUGAAGAAAACACUAAAGAGUCAAAAAAGAAAUCGAAAAAAAAUUUAAAACGUUCAAAAUCUGAAUCAACACACGAUCGAAAUUCAACAAAAAAAGCUAUUAAUAAUGUAUCAUCCACUGAUGAGAAUACACCAUCAACUACAACAACAACAACAACAACAACAGCAGCAGCAGCAAAACCUUCGCGUCGUCGUUUUUUCUCACGUAAAAAUAAUAAAUUAAAAAAACAAGUAUCUACCGAAGAUGAUACUAAUCAAAAUUCAUUAAAUCAACAGACCAAUGAAAAACUAUCACACAGAUCAAAAAGUCUUAAAGAACCACAUUCUACUCGAUCAUCGCCACCACCACCGGAUUAUGAACAAUCGACCAUCAACGACAUAACUCCAAUACCAACAACUAUAAAAUGGAAAGGUGAACAUGAAUUUUAUCCAAUGAAUACAGCAUUAGAUUUAGCAAAUGGCGACUUUAACGAUGAAGAUUACGAUGAGGAUGAUGACGACGAUGAAGAAAGUGUUCCUUUACUUGUUACUGUUUUUGUCAUUCCGCUUUAUUUAACACUUGGAGCAAUUCUUUUCAGUAUUUGGGAACGAUGGAGUUUUCUUAAUGCAUUUUAUUUUUGCUUUAUUACAUUGACAACAAUUGGCUUUGGUGAUUUCGUACCGGGAUCAUCAUUAAAAGUUGAAGCUGAAAAAGAAAAACUUAUAUCUGCAGCUGUAUAUAUUUUAUUUGGUCUCGUACUUAUUGCGAUGUGUGUUAAUUUAAUGAAAGAACAAUUAAGUCAAAAAGUCAAACGAGUCGCUAGCAAAUUGGGCAGUUUCUGA
Messenger RNA from Rotaria socialis, 2082 nucleotides. NCBI's taxonomy places the organism in Eukaryota, Metazoa, Rotifera, Eurotatoria, Philodinida, Philodinidae. The record is from the annotation of a GenBank genome assembly.